AAACGGAGCACGCUGCACGGUGCUUCCAGACCCUAGAAACUGCUAAAAUCACACAUUUUGAGAGGGAACAAACACCGUGAGAAGACGAUGCUUCGAAUCAUCUUUAAAAAUGCUUCACAGAGCCGAAGCAAACCGCAAUCAUGUCCAUUCUUCUCCAUAAUCGCACGCUCGUAUUCGCAGCUCCACUCGCAGAGCCAGCGGCCUUCAUUUGGCAUUGCGUUUGAUAUCGAUGGCGUCGUUUUACUCGGUAACACUCCGAUCGGGGGCUCCUCGCAGGCACUCAAAAGAUUAUAUGAUGAUUGCGGUAAAUUGAAGAUUCCCUACAUUUUCUUGACAAAUGGAGGUGGAUUUCAUGAAUCUAAAAGAGCCUCUGAAUUAAGUGAACUAUUGGGCGUAAAUAUUUUACCAUCACAGGUUGUCCAGGGACAUUCACCUUUCAAGCAGCUGGUAAAAAGAUUUGAGAAUGAACUUGUUAUUGCUGUUGGCAAGGGAGAACCUGCUGCAGUGAUGUCUGAAUAUGGCUUUAAAAAUGUUCUUUCAAUAGAUGAGUAUUCAUCCUGUUUUGACAACAUUGAUCCCCUGGCACAAUAUAAGAAAUGGUCAACUAAGCAGGAAGUUGAUCAAAAUAGCACUUUGAAGAUGAAAAACACUGUUUACUCACAGAGAGUUCAGGCAGCAUUUGUUGUUAGCGAUUCUGUUGACUGGAGCAGGGACAUUCAGGUUCUCUGCGAUGUUUUAAGAACUGGAGGUCUUCCUGGAAGGGAAACUGGACAUCAACCACCUCUGUAUUUUGCUAAUGAUGACCUUGAAUACCAGGCUGCUUUUCCUUCUGAACGUCUUGGGAUGGGAGCUUUCAGGAUUGCAUUAGAAGCCAUCUUCAAUAGAAUCCACCCUAAAGCUCUGGAAUAUACAUCAUUCGGGAAGCCGAGCCCGUCUGUGUUCAAGAAUGCUGAAACCAUAUUGUCACAACAUGUGUCAUCUCUCCAUCAUAACCUUGAGGCUGAGAAUCAUGGAAAUGCUGGAAGUCAUCCUUUCAAAACACUGUAUAUGAUAGGAGAUAAUCCUUCAGUUGACAUAAAUGGUGCUCGUCAGGCAGGACAUCCAUGGUUUUCUAUUUUGACAAGGACCGGGGUUUUCAAGGGAAAGGAAAAUCAUGCUAAAUUUCCAGCAGAUCUGGUUGUCGACACUGUGGAGGAGGCAGUGGACUUUAUAUUGACAAAGGAGUGCAGCUCAUGAAGCUUCUACACCCAUACAUUCUUUCCCAAAGUAAUAAUUAUUUUGAAAAGUGUCGGAUCAAAAAAAAAAAAAAAAAAAAAACAAAAGAGAGGGAGACAACGAUACGACUAAAAGGAAAAGUAAUAGGGAAAUGUUUAUUUAGAAAUAACGUUCCAGUUCCUUGGCCCUAUAGGGAUGUGGGCUGGAGAGGAUUUCUUGGAAAACUAUAUGGCCUAUAUGGAGAACUGGACUGGGGUCAUUCAACUGAGAAUGUAAUUCACCUUUUUUGAGAGGUGAAACUGGCAGGAUCCAGUUUUGAUUCAAAACAAGCUUCGUCA
Molecule: messenger RNA, 1553 nt
Organism: Vitis riparia (riverbank grape)
Lineage: Eukaryota; Viridiplantae; Streptophyta; Magnoliopsida; Vitales; Vitaceae
Exons: 12
Coding region: 88-1236 (382 amino acids)
Biological process (GO): glycerophospholipid biosynthetic process
Cellular component (GO): mitochondrion
Source: RefSeq, a predicted model, not a curated record